UCUCUGAUGCCCCUUGAGCCUUAGUACAGUUGAAGUCGCAAAGACCUGAAAAUGGGUCUGAAAUUUUCAGUAACCUGUGGGCUCUUCGAGCUGAUGCUGUUGACCCUGUUUGCUGUUCUGGUUAAAUAUGGGGAGCGUGCUAUGCCUCCAUCGCGACGAAUAAGCCAGGACGUAAACAAAAGCUCUGAAGUACACGUUCACACGGGUCCUGAGAAUGAUGUGCCGAUUCUCUAUCCUUUCUUUCAGGAUGUUAACGUUAUCGUCUUUUUUGGCGUUGGUUUAUUGAUGACCUUCCUAAAGAAGUAUGGUUAUAGUGGUGUGGGAUACAAUUUCUUCAUCGCUGCCCUCCUUUCCCAAUGGGGUGCAAUUGUAAAUGGCUGUUUUAAUCAGAUUUACAUCGAUGGAAAAGACCACAUUGAAAUUGGUUUAAGAAGUUUGAUAAGCGCGGAGUAUGCCGCCGUUACUGUCCUCAUCAGCUUUGGAGUGGUCUUGGGAAAAGUGAGCCGCCUGCAACUACUUGUCAUCGGUAUCCUGGAAAUAUUAUUCUAUGCCGUCAAUAAUUUGUUGGCAGUCAAAUAUCUGAAGUACUCCGACGCAGGAGGGUCUAUAUUCUUGCAUGCGUUUGCGGCGUAUUUCGGUUUAGCCUUGUCGUGGAUACUUUACAAUGAAAAUUCUUUGGACAAUUAUAAUGAAGGAUCCAGUUACCAUUCAGAUAUUUCUGCUAUGAUUGGUACUCUAUUCCUGUGGUUGCUCUGGCCCAGUUUCAACGCUGCGUUACUGCCUCCAGAUUACGUCGCUCAACAUCGCUCCAUCAUCAACACUUACUUCUCCUUAACUGCAUCCUGUGUUGUGGUUUUUGUGCUGUCGCCUAUCUUUCAGAGAAGUGGCGGUAAAUGGAAAAUAAGUAUGGUUCACGUUCAAAACGCUAGUCUGGCCGGCGGCGUUGCCGUGGGAACAACAUCUAACAUGUUUUUGACACCUUUCGGAGCUCUUUUAAUUGGUUGUUGCGCCGGAGCACUGAGCACUGUGGGAUUUUCCUAUUUGACAUCAUUCUUAGCCAAGUCUCUCAAAAUCCAUGACACAUGCGGUGUGCACAACUUGCAUGGAAUUCCGGGAAUUUUCGGUGGCAUUGCGGGCGCAAUUAUUACUGCGCUUGCACAAGUUGACUCAUACGGAUACGAAGGUCUAUUCAGUGUGUGGGGUGCGCGAGCUCCGAAGAUGAACUCAAUUGAAUACUGGGAGCUGAAGAAUAUGAGUGUGAAGUUUGAUGUGGGAGAUGAACGAUCAGCCUUUGUUCAGGCUGGUUACCAGGUCGCUGGUAUUAUGGUUACUUUAGCCAUCUCUAUCUUUGGAGGAAUUGUGACUGGUUUGAUUGUUAAAAGAGAGAUCUUUGAUCCACCAGCUGAAGAACAACUGUUCGAUGAUGAGGAUUUUUGGGUGCUCCCACAGAAACAUAUUGAGGGAUACGAAAACAUUGAUUGAAUCAAGAUGAGCCGGCUGUAACUCUUACUCUGGGGCGCUUUGCCUAUCAAUAUUCAUUAGUUACAUUGAUUUAGUGUAACUAGACAAUUACUAUUUGAAUUUUUAUCUUGUGUAUUACAAUUUGAUUUUUGUAGUUUUGACUUCCCUUAUGUAAGACCAUCAAGAACAUGUUAACAUGUCUAACUGUUAAGUUUUCCUUUUUUUCAGAAUCUUUCGAACGUCAAUAAGAGUGUUUGCUAUGGAGCUUUGUGAAA
Messenger RNA from Pocillopora verrucosa, 1736 nucleotides. RefSeq names its product ammonium transporter Rh type C. Gene Ontology annotation, cellular component: plasma membrane. NCBI's taxonomy places the organism in Eukaryota, Metazoa, Cnidaria, Anthozoa, Scleractinia, Pocilloporidae. Gene Ontology annotation, molecular function: ammonium channel activity. The record is from RefSeq and is a predicted model, not a curated record. Gene Ontology annotation, biological process: ammonium homeostasis; ammonium transmembrane transport.